CGUUCCGAAAUACGACUAUCCUCCUAAUAUAAUUAUUUUUUCAUUACAAUAAUAUAAGGUUUCUCAUGUAAUUUUUUGUUACAUUUGCGAAUUCAACGAGUUACACAUGAUUUUUCAUGAAACACGAACGUUAAAAAUAUUUGAUACAGCCUAAUUAUAAAAAUUGUUAGAAGCAAAAGUCAUAGAUACUAUGUGCGAGUAUCGCAUGAAACGAACAGCUAUUAAGAGAACUGCAGCAAUAUUACAAAUCAAAUAACAAAACACACUCGUCUGUGACGUGGAAAUUCUAAAAUCUAAAAUCUAGAAUAUUCCUUACCUUUUUUCGCAGAUUAUAAAAUAUCUUAUUCAUACUACCUUGCAUCGAUAAAUCACCGUUCAUAGUGACACUUUCAAAUCGCCUAUCGUUUCUCAAUGGAUACGAGAAUUUCCGUUUAUUACUUUAAAAACAACCCGUCCAUUACGUUUCUCUUAAAAAAUUCUUUCAACUCCGUUGAAAACCGAGCAUCAAACAAGAGACAAACGAUUUGUUGUCAUGGAAAUGUUUGGUUCACACAUAAGCAACGCACAAAUAUAAUGAUAGAAUAGCUGAGUGUGUGUACUGUAUAGUAAGAUGGAUGCAACAUGGAAAUAGAAAGAGAACACCAUGUAUAGAUACUUCCUGUCCUUGUUUAAUCAGGCAUGCACACUAGUGGACACUGACGCUGCUCGUAUACCGCUGUUACAUAUUUCCUGUACAAGUGCGCGUCAUUAGACAAGGACGGAACAUCCUCUCUCUACUUCUCUAUCGCGCUUUUAGUUCGCUCACGCGCUCUGUACUUAUAUCUAUUACAUUUCCACCAUAAGCAGCGGCCGUGCAGUGACUUACAAAAGUUCCGAACGGUUCCAUCCUGGGCGGACGGUUAAUUGCGUUCGGUACUUCGAGGCAGGAAGGUGAGUACAGAAUCGCUCCUCUUAGUACUCUUAUUAGAAGUGUUAUCAUCGAAUAUAAGUUUUUUCAAUAAAUUCUUAUCGUUUUACAAUUUUUCUAGAAUACAAUGACGUCAGCAAUCGAUCAUUUUCGCGAAUUUAUUGUAAAUUAAUUGGAGGAAUAUCUGGAGUUCUUUAUCGGUUUCGACUGUAAAAUCAGCAACUAUUCGAAUUUUUCAUUCAUAAUUGUGACAUUUUCGACUCUUCCGUUGCCAAGACCCUCUUGAGAGAUUUUUGGCACGUUCCAUCACCCUUGUUAAACGAGUGCACAUUGGUGGAUAUAUUGAUUUUAAAAACCAAUACGUGUACGAGAUUUAUUAUCUCACUGGGACAAAGAAAUCCGUUUUAUUCGCGAAUUUUCCGUGUUUCUUCUUAAUUUUCGUGAGUGUCUGGCGCGGAGCAUUAUUUGAAUGAACUUUUCAUCGUUCAGAUUAUAUUUCGUUUAAAAAGAUUGAAAUUGAUGUCGAGAAGAAAUGAAACAAGGUGCUCGGGUAUUCUUUCGUUUCCCGGGGAAAGAGAAAUAUGAAAAAAACGGUCGUUCUUCCUUCUGCCAUUUUCGUCCAUUACCAAAAUGGUAUGACCCAAGUGUCCCGGGCCGUGAAUCAAUCAAGCGAAUUUUGAAUAAUUUUUGAAUAAUAUCCAGUUAAUAAUUUGUGAAACAAAUUAAUUUCAUUUUAUUGUUGGAAACAAAUUAGUUGGAUUUUUCUUUCUUUAGCAGUUUUUGCCAGAGUUGACCUGACGUGCUACUUCAGUUUCCAUCUUCGCUUCUUGAAACUUCCAACGUCCUUGGUGUUGGAGUCUCCUUGCCCAGGGACAUUCCAUCGAACCGACUCUCCAAAUGGCAGCAUAUCCAACAGCUUAAACAACAUUUUUGGAACCGCUGGCAUAAGGAGUAUUUGAACGAGCUAACCAACCGCAAUAAAUGGAGCAAGGGUGGACACAGCAUCCAAAAGGGCACAAUCGUCAUCCUCAGAGAGGACAACGUUCCCUCCAUGCAUUGGCCUCUGGGCCGAGUUAUCAAGAUUCAUCCAGGCGCCGAUGGUGUCAUCCGGACAGCUACAGUUCAGACGGCAAAGAGCAUUUUGGAUCGGGGCGUCAAAAGGCUUGUCCCACUGCCAAUUCAACCCGAUCUCGAGAAACCCGAACAACUAGCCACCGAGACGAAAUAAGAUGGGAACUUCAACCACACCUCCCUAGUUUGAUCGGUACCCUCUCAACGGGGGGAGAAUGUUACGCCAUGCGGCUUACCAUAGGUCAUAUUCUUAACUAUCGAUCGCGGCACUAUAAUGUCGCAGACGGAUCGUCGUGUCUGCCCGGCAAACAAACAUUGUAGUGGCAAGCGCAUGGUUCAUUAAGCAGGGCGACUUCCAGAAACGUCGACUCGUGGCCCGUAUUUUACCUCGCGUAAAAGAAUGUGGCGUGAUCCGAACGUAGUGGGGGUCGCCUUCCAGAAAAAACGAAAAAAAUCGAAAGGCGUUCAGAACUUUUCGAGAUGUCGAACCGUCAACACAUGUGAAUGUACCACACCGGACAAUCAAGAAGGCAGGUGCCUUGACUACAGAAAAUGUAAACCUCUGCAAGAAAUAUGGCAGAUACAGUACCGUACAGCCACCGAUUUUUAUAGACGAUCAGUGUGCAGAUACCAGGGCAAUGUUACGAUCGUUUGCUGUCCGAACGAUCCAAACAAAGAGAAGAGAGAAAUUUUAAUAAAAACUGUGUAUAAGUAUAAGGCUUUGCGACCACCAUACUGUGGUUUUAGCAACGUCUCUCAUACCAGGGUGGUCGAUGGUAAACCAGCUGAACUUGGCGCUUGGCCAUGGAUCGCUGCAUUAGGUUUUCGUAAUCCCCGAAACCCAGACAAACCACUAUGGAAGUGCGGAGGUUCCCUGAUAUCGGCUAGGCAUGUUUUGACCGCAGCACAUUGUGCACAUAUGGAUGGAAUAGAAAACAUACACAAUCAUAAUAUUGCCAUUCUUAGAUUGGUGGAGGAGGUGCCAUUUUCGAGGUACGUAUAUCCCAUUUGUACGAAAGAGCCCCUACGAAAGAGCAACUUCGUCGGCUAUAACCCCCUUGUUGCUGGAUCGGGAGCAUUAAGAUAUAACGACCACGACGUAAUGCAUUAAUGGAAGUACAAAUGCCAGUGAUUAAGAACGCCGAAUGCAAAAUAGCUUAUUCCAAAUUUCCUAAUGCACCUGAUAUCACUGAUGGUAUAAUAUGCGCCGAACAUGCUCAGGGUGGAGAGGAUUCUUGUACGGUAAUUAAGUUACAGAGUUACUACAAACUAUACGGUAUCUGAAGACACGUCGAUUCGAAUUAACAUCAAAUCGACGUCUUAAACAUUAAAAAUAAUAGAUAAACACAAUUUAAUAGUUUUGCCCACUUCUCACACCUCGUUAUGGUAUUUAAUCUAAUUUCCUUCUAAUCUUAGUUUUGCUCAAAAUACAUAUAACAUGUACGUUAUAAAUUGGAGUAUUUCAAUACACAAAUCAAUAGAAGAUUAUUACUGUAUAUAAGUAUAAUUUCAAUACAAUUCGAUCGAUAUAUUUCAGUAUCUUUGAUUAAAAAUUUAACGAUCCUUUCAGGCUGACCGCGGCGGACCACUGCUGAUACAACAUGAAUUAACCUCGUAUUUAAUAAGUAUUGUGUCUUAUGCUUAUAAGUGCGGCACAGCUGGGUAUCCCAGCGUUUACACUAGGGUCACAUCGUACCUUGACUUCAUUCUCCAAGCGAUGCAAUAAUAUGAUAUUACUGUUCCAUAAAUAUCAUUGUGUAAAAAACGUAAAGUUGGAUUUUCUUAUUGUGGAGAUAAGAAACAGCUCAAAUUUACAUUGUUUUGUACGUUACAAAUUAUAGGCUUAAAAUGUACGAAAUGUAACUUUGAAACGACACUAAUUUUUUACGCACGAUAAACCUCCACGACUUAGAUUAUAGAUUCCUAUACGACUCUCAGUAAAAAUUUAUCCGCACUCCAGAUAGUUAAAACUUCUGUCGACCGUAUUGAUCCAUCUGCACUCUUCGUAUGACGUCAAUAUCUGUUCAGUGCUGCUGCGCAGGUUUCUUUGUGUUACGUCAAUUCGUUUGUGACCGUUGCGCGAGUAAUGGCGCUUUGCAAUGGUGAUUUGCAGGAAAACAGUGCAGGAUGCUGUGAUUCGUUUCUUGUGGUCGGAGGUUAUGUUUGAUGCCUAUAUUUAUCAAAGAUUUAAUGCACAUUAUGGAGAAAGUGUUUUGUCACGAAGUGUGUUUGAAUGGGCACAAAAGUUCAAAGAAGAUCGCACGAGUGUUAUGAAAAAACAGCUGGACGCCCGUCCACAUCCACGAUGACAACAUUGAACGUGCUCAUGAACUUAUGCUCUAUGGAAUAGACGAGUGACACUGGAUAAUGUGGCAAAUCAUUUGCAAAUCAGCCACGGCUCUGCUUAUGCAAUAGUGCAGGACAGAUUUGGAUUUUAAAAAGUUUGUGCGAGAUGGAUGCCGAAAAAGCUGAUGAAAAGGUGAAGACGACGAUGCAUUCGUGGUUCGCAGCUCAGCCCAAAACAUUUUUUAAUGAGAAAAUACAAAGGUCCUUCGGCAAAUGGACAAAGUGUAUACAGAAAUCGAGUGAUUAUGUCAAAAAAUGAUGUAUGUCUUUUUUGACAAUUGCUUAAAAUAAAUUCUACACCGACAGAGCGGGUAACUUUUUACUCACCCUCGUAAGACACUUAAAUUUCCAAUCUAUUAUGAUGAAUAAAAGAGCUUAUACUAUUAAAUCUAAUUGUAUUUUGUUGCAUGAGAGUACACGUGUAUGUGAUGUA
This is a messenger RNA of Bombus huntii, 4757 nucleotides long. RefSeq names its product venom serine protease Bi-VSP-like. The coding region runs from base 2379 to 3089 and encodes 236 amino acids. Lineage: Eukaryota; Metazoa; Arthropoda; Insecta; Hymenoptera; Apidae. The record is from RefSeq and is a predicted model, not a curated record. The transcript has 7 exons. Gene Ontology annotation, biological process: proteolysis. Gene Ontology annotation, molecular function: serine-type endopeptidase activity.